Messenger RNA from Melampsora larici-populina 98AG31, 665 nucleotides. RefSeq lists its product as uncharacterized. NCBI's taxonomy places the organism in Eukaryota, Fungi, Basidiomycota, Pucciniomycetes, Pucciniales, Melampsoraceae. The coding region runs from base 52 to 534 and encodes 160 amino acids. The transcript has 2 exons. The record is from RefSeq and is a predicted model, not a curated record.
AAGAUCACUGAAGCUUCAAAAAACUCAUUAAAAUUUAUUGAAUUCAAUUUUAUGGAACAGGUUAAAGGUUUACAGCAAGUUUUAGAGCCCGUCAAAGAUACAGUAGAAGGUCUCUUUGCACAGUGGAUCACUGGACAAUUUAACCAAAGUCUUACAGGUUUAAAUUUUUCAAAAUUACGAGUUAUUGCAACUCAUUAUAUGCCUUAUCCCUCGGUCCCCAUGUCAGACCUUAGUUGGUUGGAAGUUCCAAUGUUCAAGAACGUCAGAACAAUUAUCACAGAUCUAGAUCGCGGUCAGGAGUAUUGGAAACAUGCUUUGAAAUUGGGCAGAGUAGAUGUUUUGAAGAAGGUACCUAAUCUCAAACACAUGGUCUUCACUACAUAUGUCAGAUUUCUAAAAGAAGGAAUUCAACCCGAAUUGAUUGAAGCAUUCAAAUAUCACGGAGUUCAAUGUCAUCUCUUUGAAACAUUAACAUCAGAUGAAAUCUUGAAAUUGGAUCUUGAACUGAAUGGGCCAAUGGAAAUAAGUCAUUAGAUCCACUUGUGAACGUCCCUUCAAUUUGAAAUUUUCUUGUUUAGCAAUGUUGGUUCUACUUUUUGUCAUCUCCUCUGCCAAAUUUGGUUUGUCAAAUGAUGUAAGUAUAAUUUGAUCCAACUAGAGCCCUG